This is a messenger RNA of Xiphophorus couchianus (Monterrey platyfish), 2768 nucleotides long. It is a transcript of the gene hif1aa, whose product is annotated as hypoxia inducible factor 1 subunit alpha a. NCBI's taxonomy places the organism in Eukaryota, Metazoa, Chordata, Actinopteri, Cyprinodontiformes, Poeciliidae. Gene Ontology annotation, biological process: regulation of transcription by RNA polymerase II; cellular response to hypoxia. Gene Ontology annotation, molecular function: protein dimerization activity; RNA polymerase II transcription regulatory region sequence-specific DNA binding; DNA-binding transcription factor activity, RNA polymerase II-specific. The record is from RefSeq and is a predicted model, not a curated record. The coding region runs from base 277 to 2550 and encodes 757 amino acids. The transcript is spliced from 15 exons.
GCCUUCAUGAGGCAACAUUGUCUCGGUAAAAAGCGCUCAUCCAGCGUGGCACUAUUUUCUUCCUUUACGCAAAAACUAACCAAAAACCUCCGUUUUCAGAAGAGGAUAGUUUGAUCUUUUUGGACUAGGCAACAACUGAAGGAACUUUUAUGUGAUCUACACGAGGAUUUGCGGGAUAGCUUCAGUAAAAAGUGACAUUUUGGUUGAUUUCUCGACGCGACCGGGUCCAGCUUGACGCUGAUAAGAGAGGCUCGACUCCAGCCCAACCGUCCUGACAUGGACACAGCGAUCAUACCUGAAAAGAAAAGGGUGAGUUCGGAGCGCAGGAAGGAGAAAUCGAGGGACGCGGCGCGAUGCCGUCGCGGGAAGGAGUCGGAGGUUUUCUACGAGUUGGCCAAGCAGCUGCCCAUCCCCCACAGCACCAGCUCCAACCUGGACAAGGCCUCCGUCAUGAGGCUGACCAUCAGCUACCUGCGCAUGCAGAAUCUGCUCUGCAUCGAUGAGCCAGUGGCAGAGGAGACGACAGAACUGGACAUCCAGCUAAGCGGCUCCUACCUGAAGGCCUUAGACGGCUUCCUGGUGGUUCUGUCUGAAGACGGAGAUAUGAUCUACAUCUCAGAAAACGUCAACAAGUGCCUCGGCCUGGCACAGUUUGACCUGAUUGGACACAGCGUGUUUGACUUCACGCAUCCCUGCGACCAGGAGGAGCUGAGAGAGAUGCUGGUCUACAGAAGCGGCUCCAAGAAAGUCAAGGAACCGAGUACAGAGCGCAGCUUCUUUCUGCGGAUGAAAUGCACACUGACGAGCCGGGGCCGCACCGUCAACGUAAAGUCCGCCACAUGGAAGGUGCUGCAUUGUUCGGGUCACGUUCACGUUCACAGCAGCGAGCAGAGCGCCGACGGCCACAAGGAGCCGCCGGUCCCAUACCUGGUUCUGAUCUGCGACCCGAUCCCUCACCCCUCCAACAUCGAGGUUCCUCUGGAUACCAAGACCUUCCUCAGCCGCCACACGAUGGACAUGAAGUUCACAUACUGUGACGAGAGGAUCACUGAGCUCAUGGGUUACGAUCCAGAGGACCUGCUGGACCGUUCUGUGUACGAGUACUACCACGCUCUGGACUCAGACUAUCUCACAAAGACUCACCAUCACUUGUUUGCGAAGGGCCAGGUCACCACAGGUCAGUACCGGAUGCUGGCGAAAAGAGGCGGCUUUGUGUGGGUCGAAACUCAGGCCACUGUCAUCUACAACAACAAGAACUCGCAGCCUCAGUGCGUCGUCUGCGUCAACUUUGUGCUCAGCGGGAUCCAGGAGGAGAAACUGAUCCUUUCUUUGGAGCAGACACAGGAGAUGAAGCCGGUGAAGAAAGAGGAGGAGCAGCAGCAGGAUGAAGUCAAGGCUGAAGUGAAGAAGAGCGAAGCCGUCCGAGCGGACAAUGAGGAAGAGGAGGAGACCCCGGAGCAGAAGCUGCACCUAAACUUCCAGGAUCUGGUGAUUAAGAAGCAAGAGCAGGAUUGUCUUUACAACCUGCUGAAGGGGCAUCCAGACGCCCUGAUGCUGCUGGCGCCGGCAGCCGGAGGCACCAUCAUCUCCCUGGACUUCAGCCGCCCUGGCUCAGAGUCAGAGAUUCACCUGGUGAAGGACAUUCCUCUCUACAACGACGUGAUGCUGCCCUCCUCAGGCGACAAGCUGCCGCUGCCUCUGUCUCCUCUGGCGCCCACCGAGCCGCUGGAGCCCGCCAGCAGCUCCGCUGAGGAGGCAAAACCUGACAGCUUUGCUCCAGCUCUGUCCUCUAAACCCCCCAACAAACCCUCAGAAGUUGACAAUACUCUGGGCUUCUCUUUCCCCAUGGACACAGAAAUUAACUCUGACUUUAAACUGGACCUGGUGGAAAAGCUGUUUGCCAUCGACCCAGAGCCCAAAACUCCCUUCAAUACGGAGGGGAUGGAGGACUCUGAGCUGGAGAUGUUUGCUCCGUACAUCUCCAUGGAUGACGACUUCCAGCUGCCCUGCCUCGGCCCUGACGAGUCUCUGUCUUGUGGACCAGUCAAAGCCCUGGAGAGCUGCCCGGUCCUCGUCACGCUGGACGUCCACAGCCAUCCCAGCUCUCCGUUCAGCGCGCCGGAGAGUCGCCCGGCUUCUCCGGCUCCACCGGAACCCGUCGGCACGCCCCCUCCUGCCACCGUGGCGGCAAACAGGGUCGCACAGCCGGAGAAAGAGGUUCCUCUCAGAAACCUGGCUGCUCAGAACAUCCAGCGGAAAAGAAAGCUGAGCGAACUGAAGGAGAUCAUUGAACAGGGAUCUUUGACCCAAGAGCAGCCUGAGAAGGGCAAAAAGCUGAAGGCGACGGAGCAGGGAGCAACCAGGACCAUUCUUCUUCUGCCUUCAGAUCUGGCCAGCCGACUGCUGGGCACCACCUCGGACGGCGGCGGCUCACUCGUCUCGCUGCCGCAGCUCACCAGCUACGACUGCGAGGUGAACGCCCCCUUGCAGGGCCGCCAGUACCUGCUGCAGGGGGAGGAGCUUCUGCGCGCUCUGGACCACGUCAUCUGAGUCAGGACUCCACUUCUGGACUAGACUGGACACUACAAUUAUGCCCUCACAUUGUGACUCUUCUUUUUGCCCUUUGACCCCCACUGCCAUUUAUUUAUGUAUCUGUUGGAGUUUGACUUUAGUCCGGCUGCUGUUUGUGCACCUUAUGUGAUUUUUGCAGCAUUCCACGGCGACAGCAGCAUCUUGGUUUCAGUUCGAGGGAUUGUCAGACGUCAACU